Blumeria graminis f. sp. triticale is the source of this 1545-nucleotide messenger RNA. NCBI's taxonomy places the organism in Eukaryota, Fungi, Ascomycota, Leotiomycetes, Helotiales, Erysiphaceae. The record is from the annotation of a GenBank genome assembly.
AUGCUCUUUCUACAACAGCCGCGAGGUGCCCGGCUAUCUUUGGCUCAGAUUGUGCUCGUGGUAGCGCCAGGCUUCAUUCUAUAUGGCUACAAUCAAUCAAGUAUUGGUGGACUUCUCUCGUUACCGUCUUGGACAGAGACUUUCCCGGAAAUUGAUACCACCCACACUCAGGGCGCCACCAAAAGCCAAAAUGCAACUUUGCAGGGUUUGGUGGUUGCAACCUUUGUUAUGGGCGCGCUAGUGGGUUGUAUGGCGUGUAUGUAUUUGGGGGACAUCUUGGGCCGUCGAAAGUGCAUUUUUAUAGCAGCUAUGCUGACGCUCGUCGGAGAGAUUAUCUGCAUGUCCUCGGUAGGACUGGGUCAGCUGGUAUUUGGCCGGGUAACAAUCGGUUGUGCUAUCGGCAUCAUUAGUUCUACCAUCCCAGUGUGGCAGGCAGAAUGUAGUCCACCUGCCCAUCGUGGGAAACAUGUUGUCCUUGAUGGUGUAUUUACAUGUCUAGGUUUUGCGCUUGCAUCAUGGGUCAACCUAGGUUCAUCACAGGCCGACGUAUCAAAUCCAUCCAUCACCUGGCGUUUACCACUUGCCGUUCCAAUCAUCUUCUCGGCCCUGCUCAUGCCGGGCAUUUAUGUUAUGCCAGAGUCGCCCCGUUGGCUUAUCAAAGUCGGCCGCUUUGAACAGGCAAGUGAAGUUCUCUCUCUUUUAAAAGAUCUACCUGUGAACGACCCAAUCAUAAUCAACGAGGUAGCCGAUAUGCGAAAAGCUCUAGAAAGUGACACGACGAAGAAAGCUACGCUUAGAGAUAUGUUUACCAUGGGCACCGACAAAUUAUUUUAUCGUUUUUGCUUGUGUAUUCUGUUGCAAUUCUACCAACAGAUGUCAGGGUCUAAUCUCAUUUCGGUCUACGCUCCGGUCAUAUUUGAGCAGAAUCUUAAACUCAGCAGCAAGAAAGCCCGCCUAUUUGCAGGUGGAACGUUAACGUGGAAGUUUCUGAGCUCUUUUGUAGCCUUCUUUACCAUCGAUAGAUUCGGGCGAAAAGCUCUUUUCAUGUUCAGUGGGCUCGGCAUGGGUACAUGUAUGCUCAUCUUAGCUAUCACCACUGGCUACUCCUCUGAGAACGCCGUGCCAUCUUACGUUAGCGUGAUUGUAAUUUUUCUCUACAAUUUCUUCGUACCAAUCGGGUUCCUUGGCGCAAAUUUUCUCUACUGUGCUGAGGUAGCGCCUGUCUCAUUGCGGGUAGGGAUGUCAGCUAUUUCCACAGCAAACCAUUGGCUCUGGAAUUUUGUCGUGGUAAUGUCCACGCCUGUAGCCAUUGCAAGUAUCGGCCACUGGUACUUCAUUCUUUACGCAACUAUCGGCUUAUCUAUUCCGGUCGUCGUGUGGAUGUGGUUUCCAGAAACUAUGGGGCAGACGCUUGAAGAGAUUGAUCAGGUAUUCCGAUUAAACGAAGGUUUUAGAAAUAUUGUGAAUGCCAGUGUCAAGGGUAGCCGUGAUAACAAAAAUGCGCCAGGUAUUGAAGAGGCUAUUAAAGAGAAAAAUAAUGUUUAG